AUGAAUAGACGUUUUUUUUCAUUGAUUGAACAAAGAGUUCCCGCAAAAUAUAUAUCAUUCACUGUUGAUGAUUUGAAAUAUGACUCACAACUAGAGUUUGUUAACCGUAUCCAGACAGUGUUGCCGUUAAACCCUUAUUAUGUCAAAACAGUAUUGAAAGAGUAUAUCAAACACAUUGAAUCUUCAAAUGAAGACACUUCAGACGAACUAUACGAACUAUAUUGUGAUCCUGACGUUUUGAACUCAAAGGAGCUAAACCCAGAACAAACAGAUGUUAUCAAGUAUUUCAUAUCUGGGUUUAAUCAACAAUAUAGUGGUGAUGGCAAGGAUACGAUAACAAUAAAAGAAACACCUAAACUAAUCUCAGGAAGUAAUACAACAGGGUUAAGAACGUGGGAAGCAGCACUUUAUUUAUCUAAUUUUUUGAAUGGCAAAGAUAGCCCGCCAUACAAUCUCAAAAACAAAACUGUUAUGGAAAUUGGAUGCGGUACAGGCUUGGUGAGUUUGGCUCUUGCCAAAAAUUAUCACCGCAAAAUUGACAACAUCAAAAGAUUGAUCAUGACUGACGGAUCUAGUAAUGUGUUUGACAAUCUACAAGAAACAUUGAGGUUAAAUGAGUUAAACGAUUCCAGUAUUAUACAAUGUCAACAAUUGAUCUGGGGUGAAAAUACAACAAUUGAGGAUGAUGUGGAUUUCCUCGUGGCGGCAGAUAUUACUUACGAUACAAGAAUCUUGGACCCACUAUGUCAAACCAUUCAAGACUUGUUUGCUAACAACAAUUUACAAUUUGCAGUAAUUGCGGCAACAGUACGAAACAUGGACACUAUAAAAGAAUGGGAGCUGAAGCUAGAUGUAUGGUUUGCCGGCAAAUGGUUAGUUAGAGCCACCGAGUCAGACCCACAUUCUAUUCAAUCCAACUGCUGGUUUAAUGUUAAUACUCCUCAAAUACGUAUUUAUGAAAUACAUGUGUAG
Messenger RNA from Candida albicans SC5314, 972 nucleotides. Its product is annotated as protein-lysine N-methyltransferase. NCBI's taxonomy places the organism in Eukaryota, Fungi, Ascomycota, Pichiomycetes, Serinales, Debaryomycetaceae. The record is from RefSeq and is a predicted model, not a curated record. The transcript has a single exon. The coding region runs from base 1 to 972 and encodes 323 amino acids.